AGUAGUAAAAUCUAUGUGUUUUUACCUUUAAGCCCUUCAACCAAACUUACAUUGCUGAUGUUUUCUGUAAUUAUGGGUAUAUUAGCGUUUUUUGGAAAUGUUCUCAUACUUUGUUUUGUUAAGUCGAACCAAAGUGCAGCGUCCUUUCUUAAGUCUUGUUCUUUCCGGAAAAAUUUUGAUGUCUAUAUCUCCAGCCUUGCUAUAUCUGAUGCACUUUGCGCGUUUAUAGUUCUUCCGCUUACUGGUUGUCAGUUAUUUUUUGAAGUUUUUGAACGAGGAUGGGGCUGUAGAAUCCUUCGCUACUUGGGUAUUUUCUUUCCUUCAGUUACCAUAAAUAAUCUGUUGAUUAUCAUCUUUGGAAAAUAUUUUUCAACACGUCAGAUACCUCGUAUACUGAAACAUUCUACUGUUAAAAAAUUGCUUUACCUUACCUGGUUCUCAACAUGUGUUUACGUAUUGCUCCCCGUUGCAACUAUGGAGGGGAUUAGAUAUGAUCUAAAUGACACACAUUACACUGUAGUUUGCAGGCCUAAUCAUCAGUAUGUGUCAUUUGGAGUAGUGAACCUGGCCUUUAUAGUUUUUCAAUACUUUUUGCCAAGUAUUGUGAUUUUUACUUUAACUAUAUGCUUGAUCUUGACUGUGCGGUCAAGAAUGAAAAGAGCUAUCGACAUCCAAUGUGAUAAUGCUAUCAAAGUCAUGAAGAGGGCUGAAAACAGACGAUUAACCAUGAUAUUGGUUUCUAUUAUGCUUAUGUUUAUUUUUUCAUAUGCAUUUUAUUUAAGUUACUUAAUUUUUACAAUUUUGACAAGAUCACAAGAUCACACCAUGAGUUUUGAAAGUGAUUUUCUCAUCCGUUAUGUGGGUGCUCUGUUGGCGUUUUCCAACAGUCUCGUCAACGUGAUAAUAUAUCUUGUUCAAAUGAAGGAUUUUCGGCACUUUUUAAAAACAAAGAUCACUUCGAAUUUUUCGAACUAA
Molecule: messenger RNA, 975 nt
Organism: Pocillopora meandrina
Lineage: Eukaryota; Metazoa; Cnidaria; Anthozoa; Scleractinia; Pocilloporidae
Source: the annotation of a GenBank genome assembly